AGCUUGCGAAGUGAUGAUCUGCCUGGGCUCACACAGAAAGCUGGCACGCUCUGAUCUCUCAGCAUCUCAUGUUCCCACUCACCAUUUAUCAGUCUCGCAUAUGCUCUGUACUGCUCGCACCCUCCAGUUUCAUGCCUCUUUUUGUCUCUGUCACAUCUUUUUCAUUUGUUUGAACUUCUGAUGACACUCACACAACAGUAGCGGAUGUGUGAAGACAAUUGCCUUUCUUGGUAAUCCUGCGGGGUGGUAAAAGAGAAGAAGGAGCAACGGGAAAGAUUUUUUCAUUCCCCUUCAACGGUGCUGAGCUUGUUGAGGAUGACUGAGAAGAGCAAACAUUGAGCUUUGAACAAACCAGAUGGACAAAUAACAGAAGAAUAAGAUUUAAACUAAGAAGAAAGGGAACUUGAAUUAUGAACACCACAGAUCCCCAUGGAUUGAUCCAAGGCUACCACAACAGGAGCCAAACCUCAGGCAUUUUGCCACUUGACAAAGACUUAUCAGCGGAGGAGAAGGACUCAUCAACAGGAUGCUACGAACAGCUGCUGAUUUCCACAGAGGUUUUCCUCACUCUGGGCAUCGUCAGUCUGCUGGAGAAUAUCCUGGUUGUUGCUGCUAUUGUGAAAAACAAAAACCUUCACUCGCCCAUGUACUUUUUCAUCUGUAGCCUGGCUGUUGCUGACAUGCUUGUCAGUGUCUCCAACGCUUCUGAGACGAUUGUCAUAGCGCUCAUCAAUGGAGGCAACCUAACCAUCCCAGUCACGUUGAUUAAAAGCAUGGAUAAUGUGUUUGACUCUAUGAUCUGUAGCUCUCUGUUAGCAUCUAUCUGCAGCUUGCUGGCCAUCGCCGUUGAUCGUUAUAUCACCAUCUUCUAUGCGUUGCGAUACCACAACAUUGUCACCCUGCGAAGAGCAAUGUUGGUCAUCAGCAGCAUCUGGACAUGCUGCACUGUGUCCGGCAUCCUGUUCAUCAUCUACUCAGAGAGCACCACAGUGCUCAUCUGCCUCAUCACCAUGUUCUUCACCAUGCUGGUGCUCAUGGCAUCCCUGUACGUCCACAUGUUCCUGCUGGCACGUUUGCACAUGAAGCGGAUCGCAGCCCUGCCAGGAAACGCACCCAUCCAUCAGCGGGCCAACAUGAAGGGCGCCAUCACCCUCACCAUCCUACUUGGGGUGUUUGUGGUGUGCUGGGCACCUUUCUUCCUCCAUCUCAUCCUCAUGAUCACCUGCCCCAGGAACCCCUACUGCACCUGUUUCAUGUCCCACUUCAACAUGUACCUCAUCCUCAUCAUGUGCAACUCUGUCAUCGACCCCAUCAUCUACGCUUUUCGCAGCCAAGAGAUGAGAAAAACCUUCAAAGAGAUUUUCUGCUGCUCACAUGCGCUCUUGUGUGUGUGAGCUGCCUGUUAAGUGUA
Scatophagus argus is the source of this 1411-nucleotide messenger RNA. RefSeq names its product melanocortin 4 receptor (gene mc4r). Gene Ontology annotation, cellular component: membrane. Bases 411 to 1394 code for a protein of 327 amino acids. Lineage: Eukaryota; Metazoa; Chordata; Actinopteri; Scatophagidae. Gene Ontology annotation, molecular function: melanocyte-stimulating hormone receptor activity. Gene Ontology annotation, biological process: G protein-coupled receptor signaling pathway. The record is from RefSeq and is a predicted model, not a curated record. The transcript has a single exon.